Messenger RNA from Enhydra lutris kenyoni (northern sea otter), 1650 nucleotides. It is a transcript of the gene CFAP210, whose product is annotated as coiled-coil domain containing 173. The record is from RefSeq and is a predicted model, not a curated record. The transcript is spliced from 9 exons. The coding region runs from base 7 to 1650 and encodes 547 amino acids. Lineage: Eukaryota; Metazoa; Chordata; Mammalia; Carnivora; Mustelidae.
UUAGAGAUGCUGGUGCGGUUUGGAAGGCGCUGUGGACGGGCGAAGGAAGAUACAGAAAUAAAGAACUCUGAAGAAGAUCAAGCUCUCUAUCCACCUCUUCUACCUAGCAAGGUAGAUCUCCGGGAGGUUACCAUAAUUCCACAGAAUGAGUGGAAAAGGAUUCAAGAUAGCCUUGAUAGUUUGACAAGAGAAGCAGCAUGUCUUCGUGCAGAAAGAAAGGCAAAGAAAGAAAUGCAUUUCCGAUCCCAAGAAGUGGUAAAACAUUGGACUAACACAUAUGCAGGGAUGAAAGAACAGAAACUUGAAGCCAAAAAGAAGCGUGAUGAAGAAGUAGAGGCAGAAAGACAAAUUCUUGAUUUAGAGGAGGAAAUACACAAACAAGGAGAAAGAAAAAAGGCUAUUGAAUUUGCAAAGCAAUAUCAAUUGUACCAGACAGAAAGAGUGAAACGCUUUCAUUCAGGACUUCUUCUUAGUAGAGCUAUGAAAGAACGUGAUGCACAGAUUGAAUUCCAAAAGAAUAAAAUAAAAUCAGAUGAAAAAUGGGAAGAACAAUUGAAACUCAGCAUUGAAAAAUCUUUUAAGGAAGAAAAAGAAAAAGCAGAAAAACAACGCAGAGAUAGAAUGGCUCUUGCCAAUGAUCAUUUAAAACAAAUCAAGGAACAUAAAGAGGAAGAAGAAAGAAGGAGAAAACAUGAAGAAAGGGAUGCUAAGGAAAUAAAGCGACAGAAUGCAUUAUAUGAAAUAGAAAUGAGGAAAAAACUAGAAAAGAAAAAAGAAGAGAUAAAUGAAAGCAGAAAACUGUUUUUUGAAAAUAUGAAUGACAAAAAUAUCAUCAAAGCGGUAGAAUGGCAGCAGCAAGAGGAGGAAGAUGAAAAGAUUAGAAAAUUUAUCAAAGCUAAAAAGCGUCUUAUGCAAAUGGGGAAAGAAAAAGAAGCUGAAACACACAGGCUAAUGGAAGAAAGGAGAGAAAGAAUAAAUAACUUUCUGAGUGAACUCAUGAAAGAGAAACUUGACAAUGAAGAUUUGAUUAUUGCUAGAGAUACUGCAGAAGCUGAGGCUGAACAGGAAAAAAAAGAAAAAGAAAAAUAUGAAAAAAACAAAGCAGAAUUAAAAGCAAUUGCAGAAUAUAGAGCUGUUGUGAUGAAAAAUAAAGAGGAAGAAGAAAGACAGAGGAAACUAGAUGCCAAAGAACAAUUGCUGGCUAUCAUGGAAGCAGAUCAGAUUUUCCAAGAGCAUGAGAAGGAGAAAAAAAGCAAAGCUGAUAAAGAACGUCAAGAACUUCGAGAUGCCCAUAUUCAGCAAAUGGCCCAAAAUAAAUUUAAUGCAAAGCAAGAAAAACAAGAAGAAUUAGAGUAUUACAGACUUACUGAAGCUCUUGUGGCUGAAAAGGAAAAGGAAUUUCAGGAUUAUGCCAGAGAAGUAAUUGAACUUGAGUCUGAAUCAACAAAUAAGUAUAUCUAUCCUCUUGUAAAAGCUGUACGGGAAGGACAUGGAGGUGGCCGUGGACCAGUUUUUGUGGACAGAGGUGGAUUAAGACCCAGUUAUCAGGCAAAUGAUGUCACUGGAGUCCAGCUCCCUUUUUAUAACUCUCAGGGAUCAAAAUAUAGUAAUUUUCAAAAGUCUAAGGGAAGGCUAGGUUUUACACGGUAG